AUGGAUCCAGAACUCUACCGAGCGGCUGAGGAAGGAAACUUGGACUACCUUCAAAACUUGGAACAACCUUCACAUCUUCACGAACAACUAACCCCAUGUAAAGAAACUACACUUCACGUGGCCACAGAAAACCAUAAAACGGAGUUCAUAGAAAGAGCCUUGGAGCUCUGCCCGCCGCUGCUGAUCCUAGCAAACUCCUCGGGCAACACGGCUAUGCACAUCGCAGCGGGAGAGGGUAACAAAGAAUUGGUCGACCUUUUUAUGAAAAGAAGCUCCGACAUCGAAUCUGGAGAGCACAAGGACCACGUGAUCACGAGAAUGGUGAAUUGCAAGAAGGAUACGGCCUUGCACUAUGCUGCGAGGAUUGGAAGUUAUGAAUGCGCGAAAAUGCUGGCGGAAGCUGAUCCUGACGUUUGUAGCUUUGUGAAUAAUGAUGAUGAAUCGCCAAUUUAUCUCCUUGUUGCAUCAGGAUGUUGGUCUAAAGAUAAAAUUAUCGUAACGGAUGAACUUGCUUCAUCUUUCACAGCCGCAGCUUAUCAAGGACCAGUGGGUCUAACCGCAUUGCAUGCUUCAGUACUGUUCAGAUUAGAUGGUGGUUAUAAACCUGGGGAGAUUGAAAAGCUGGUGAAAUGGAGGAAAGAAAUGAUAACAAAAGGAGACGAUUUAGGAAUGACUCCUCUCCACUAUGGUGCAUUUUAUGGAAGAAUUGAUGUAGUUGAGAGUUUUGUUAGAUGUUGUAGUGACGCAAUUAUUCACCUCACGAACGAGAAAGGCGAAACUGCUCUACAUCUUGCUGCUUAUAAUGGCUGUGUCAAUGUAUUACAACAACUUGUACUUCUUCGUCAUGAUUGCUAUAAUAUGGUAGACGAAAUGGGUAGAACAGCUCUUCAUGCUGCGGUUUUAGGCAAACAAAAAGAAGCCGUCGAGUUUAUAUUGAAAACACCAAGGCUGGAAAGGUUGAUCAACAAGUCAGAUAAAGAUGGUAACACACCUUUGCAUCUGGCUGCCCAAUUCAAGUUUGUUCAUAUCAUUCAAAUCAUUGUUAGCAAGAAAAAUGUUCGUUUCAAUAUUGUCAACAACCAACUGUUGACGCCAUUACAACUUUACUCUAAGCACAAGCCGGAAUCCAUUGAAGAACUUUAUUUAACUUCAUACUUGGCUAAGAAAGAAAGAAGUGUAAUGGUACCAUAUGAUCGUGCCAAUGCACUACUGAGGAAAGAAGUUAAAACAAAUGACAAGAAGAAGAUCACGAAACCAACAAACAACAAUAACCAAAACGACUUAGAGAAUGAAAUGAAAGGGGAACUAGAAGUAAACCUACUCGUGGCAGUGUUGGUGGCAACGAUGACAUUUGCAGCCGGAUUCACAUUGCCUGGAGGGUUGGUGGGUAAUGGAGGAGAAGAUGAAGGGCUAGCGAUUUUGACCAACAAACCAACAUUCAAGGCCUUCCUAGUUUUCAACUCCAUAGCAUUUUGUAGCUCCAUUUUCGUAGUGGGGUUUCACUUCAUCAACUCAACCGUACAUAAUGAUUUUACUCGAUUAGCUUACAAAGCUACUGUCAAACCCUUCACCGGAUUUUCUAUUCUAGCCAUGACCUUGGGAUUUGGCUUUGGCAAUUUCGUUAUGCUCACAAAUCAACUAUACUCGCUACGGUUCCCUUCAUUUUAUCGGCUUGUUUUAUGUCUACUUUAUUCUUGCAUAUACGUCCAUCACUUUUCCUAA
Molecule: messenger RNA, 1722 nt
Organism: Cucumis melo (muskmelon)
Lineage: Eukaryota; Viridiplantae; Streptophyta; Magnoliopsida; Cucurbitales; Cucurbitaceae
Product: protein ACCELERATED CELL DEATH 6-like
Exons: 3
Coding region: 1-1722 (573 amino acids)
Cellular component (GO): plasma membrane
Molecular function (GO): protein phosphatase regulator activity; protein phosphatase 1 binding
Source: RefSeq, a predicted model, not a curated record